GAGAGUGAGACAAUAUGGAUAAUCCUCUUAACGCCUGCAGGUAUUAGGUAUUAUGCUGAUCCAUUGUGAAGACGUGUCCCGCGUCCUACAUAAACCACUUGUGUUCGGACUCACCUCAGCUUCGCUUCCCAUUGUGAUACAUCGCUGACACUUCUUUGGGAUGUGAAGUGAAACAUGCCAAGGAGGUUUGGGGUCGCCCCCAGUCUUUAGGGGAGAGAGCUGGCACGUCCCACUGUCCCUUAAUGCAUCUUAAUCUAAUAUAGCCUGCAGCAUCUUUGGAGGGCCAUGCAUUGCCUGAGAAGGAAGCGGCUGCAGUUGAGGCGAGUCUUGUUCCUCCUCACUGGCGUCUUCAUGUGCAUCCUGUACCAGCUGACCAUCAGCGCCAGACGCCUAGAGACUUUGCCUCUGCCGCAGUUUAGAGACGCUUUCACCGAGGGCUCGGCCGCUUGGGUGGAGGAUGUUGCAGGCGAGAGUGGAGAAAAGAGCUCCAUGGUACAAUCGGAGGUGAGAAAUGAAACGACACCAGAACCUCACCCGGUGACCAGGUCUCCCAACACAACUGAUACAGCUGAAACACCACCUGGAGCCACCACUAAUAGAACUAUUGUGCACUGCAUCUUCGUGCCCCCUGACCCCAAGGAGGAGCCCCCCAACACGCCAUGGCCUCCUACUGACGCUCCUCACGUUAAGGGAGAGUACCCUGAAGAUCUUUUCUCAGUGGAGGAGCGCCGGCAAGGCUGGGUGGUCCUCCACAUCCUUGGCAUGGUCUACAUGUUUGUGUCCCUGGCUAUCGUGUGCGACGAGUUCUUCGUCCCCGCUUUGGGCGUCAUCAUAGACAAGUUGGCCAUCUCUGAUGAUGUCGCAGGAGCCACUUUCAUGGCGGCGGGAGGUUCUGCCCCCGAGCUUUUCACUUCCUUCAUCGGCGUAUUCAUCGCCCACAGCAACGUGGGUAUCGGGACUAUCGUGGGCUCGGCGGUUUUCAACAUCCUGUUUGUGAUCGGGAUGUGCGCUUUGUUUUCCCGGGAGGUUCUUUGUCUCACGUGGUGGCCUCUGUUCAGAGAUGUUUCCUUCUACAUCCUGGACCUCAUCUUGCUCAUCAUCUUCUUCCUGGAUAACGUCAUCAUGUGGUGGGAGAGCAUGGCGCUGGUGGCCAGCUACACCUUGUAUGUCAUCUUUAUGAAGUUCAACGCCCAAAUAGAACACCUUUUCAAGACCCAGCUUUACAAACACAAGAACAUUGUCCGAAUUAUCACUGAAGAGGAACCUAAGGCGACAAAUGGAGACGGUGAGGAAAAGUCCCCUCCUUCGCCAGAAGACAAGAAUUGGUUGAAGUUGAAGCCAGCUCUUCAACGCGGUGGAAGUUCGGCGUCUUUGCACAACAGCACCAUGAGGAACACCAUCUUUCAACUGAUGAUCCACACCUUAGACCCCCUGGGAGAAGGGAAAUUCAAGGACAAGGCCCAGAGUCUAAAUAAUGUUGUAAGACGGAAGACUGGCGACAAAAUGUCAUCAACAAGUGAAGAUGAAGAUGAAGAUGAAGAUGAAGACAAGCAGCAGCAGACUAAAGCUGCUCCAGAGAGCGAGAAGAAGAAGGAGAAGCCAGAAGACAAGAAGGUACUCUCAGUGUCCAAGCAUGUGAUGGUGCCUGACAAAAAGCCCAGAAGUCAGUCUUUGAUUCCUUUCUAUGAGGACCAGCCUGCAGGAGAGGAAGAGUCUGCGGAGGACGGCGAUGAAGACCACAGCGAUGAAGACAGCGAUGAUUCCAGUGAAGAUGACAACGAGGAUGAGCCUUUGUCUUUAGAGUGGCCUGAAAGUCCACGUAAACAAAUCACUUAUCUCAUCCUGCUGCCCAUCGUCUUCCCUCUCUGGCUCACUGUUCCCGAUGUCCGCAAGCAGACUUCCAGGAAUUAUUUUGCGGCCACCUUCCUGGGCUCCAUUCUGUGGAUCGGCAUCUUCUCCUACCUCAUGGUGUGGUGGGCCCAUCAGGUUGGUGAGACCAUCGGCAUCUCCGAGGAGAUUAUGGGCUUGACUAUCCUGGCUGCAGGGACGUCCAUCCCUGACCUCAUCACCAGUGUCAUCGUGGCCCGUAAAGGCCUUGGUGACAUGGCCGUGUCCAGCUCUGUGGGCAGUAACAUCUUCGACAUCACUGUGGGUCUGCCGGUGCCGUGGCUCCUCUACUCGGCCAUCCACGGUCUGGUCCCCGUGGCCGUCAGCAGCAACGGGCUCUUCUGCGCCAUCGUGCUGCUCUUCCUCAUGCUCCUCUUCGUCAUUAUCUCCAUCGCGUGCUGCAAGUGGAAGAUGAACAAGGCUCUGGGCUUCACCAUGUUCCUGCUCUACUUCAUCUUCCUGGUGCUCAGCGUCAUGCUGGAGGACCGCGUCAUCAUCUGUCCUGUUUCCAUCUGAAGGGGGGACACCACACUAAUCACAUCAAAACCAUGCAUAGGGAUGAUGUUUGAUAAGAAAUGAUCGAGUUCGAGCCCAUUAUGGAAUCCUCUUAUCGAACCGAUUCCUUAUCGAAUCCAGAUAGGUUGUUGUAUAUGGAAAAAAACACAAUAUUUGGUUUAACAAAAGCUCACUUUUAUUUUAUAAGAAAAAACUAAAAUAAAAUACAAUAAAUAAAUAUUGGCUGUUGUUACCCAAAGUAUAUUAAGUGGUAUUUUUCAGAAAAACAAAUAUAUACAGUAACACAAAAACAACCUGUCUCUGUGAUCACUUAUAGGUGUAUAAAUAAUUAAAGCUGCAAGCAGCGUUGGUCGGGCCCGCGUAUUUGGCAGGUGCUAGUCCUAAGUGUCCCAAUACUUUUGUCUACUUUUAGUCUGAAGUGUCCCAAGACU
Messenger RNA from Nerophis lumbriciformis (worm pipefish), 2834 nucleotides. RefSeq names its product solute carrier family 24 member 1 (gene slc24a1). Gene Ontology annotation, cellular component: plasma membrane. Gene Ontology annotation, biological process: long-term synaptic potentiation; long-term synaptic depression; calcium ion transmembrane transport. Gene Ontology annotation, molecular function: calcium channel activity; calcium, potassium:sodium antiporter activity. Lineage: Eukaryota; Metazoa; Chordata; Actinopteri; Syngnathiformes; Syngnathidae. The record is from RefSeq and is a predicted model, not a curated record.